Oreochromis aureus is the source of this 956-nucleotide messenger RNA. Its product is annotated as sialic acid-binding Ig-like lectin 7. The transcript has 5 exons. The annotation marks the transcript as partial. The record is from RefSeq and is a predicted model, not a curated record. Lineage: Eukaryota; Metazoa; Chordata; Actinopteri; Cichliformes; Cichlidae.
CUGUGAGAUCAGUGAUCAGUGUUGUUCACUUCACCCAUCUAUGGUUUUAAUGCUGUGUCUACUUGAGAUAUUGAUACAUUCAGAUAAACUAUAAAUUAAUCACAAACACAGUUAAAAUCAGAACAUCUAAGGGCGGACAGAUGAGGAGUGCAGCAUCUGAAAAACUGGAGUGCAUGAUGGGAACAUCACAGGUGAUGAGUUUUGUGACAGUCCAGUCUGUGAACAUCAUGUUACUGAGUCUCCUCUUUAUUCCAAAGCCUUCGACUGCUUGUCCUGAGUAUUCAGACCUCUUCAUCACUGCACCAACAGACAUGGAAGCUCUGAGUGGAUCAUGUUUACAAAUCCCAUGUAACUUUAGUGCUGCUGGACCAGUAAAGUUUGACAGCAGAAGAGCUGUCUUCGGAGUGUGGAUUAAAAAUCAGUCCAAUGUUAUUAAAUUUCCAAAAAAUGAGAUCUUCAACAGCAGUGAGACAAUUAACACCUAUCCAAUGAAUAUUACAGGAAACCUGAAGGAGAAAAACUGCACCACUCUGUUUUUCAAUUUAACCACAACUUAUACAAACACAUACUACUUCAGAAUUAUGAACUGGCCGUACAGAGCAACAGCUGCUUGUGAUCCUCUUAAAAUAACAAUUAAAGAUUCUCCUUGGAGGCCCAAUAUUACAGUCGAAGGUGAUCUGAAGGAGAAGGAGUCUGUCACUAUAACCUGCUCAGCUCUCACUCCCUGUCCACACUCCCCUCCUCAACUCACCUGGAAUCUCCAACAAGACUCUCACAACAAAACAGAGGAAAACACAGAUGGAAGCUUUACAACUAAAAUCCAGCAGACCAUCACUCUGUCAGACACACAUGAUGGAAAGAAGAUCAGCUGCUCUGCCAGAUAUCCUGUGAACCAAGGAAAGGACACCAAGACAGCAGAGACAGAAGAGACUCUCAGUGUUUCAUAUGUUCCUAAA